AUGGCGGCGUACGAGAAGCGGCGGGCGGCCGCCGCCCUGGCCCCGGCCGCGGCCCCGGCGGCCGGCAGCGGGCUGACGGAGCCGGCUGGGGCGGCAGGCGGCGGUCUGGGGAGCGAGGCGGAGUUCCUGCUGCGGGCCGGCGUCACUGCCAUGGUGCGAGAGGCGCUGCUGAAGGUGCUGGAGGCGCGGCCCGAGGAGCCGGUCUCCUUCCUGGCUGACUACUUCGAGCGGCUGGUGCUGGGCAGCCCCGAGGCCACCGCCGAGCUCCCGGGGCAGCCGCAGCGCCUGGCCCGGGCGCUGUGGUACGUGCGGCUUGCUCAUCACUCCCACAGGACAGCUUUCGACAGCAACGCCGGCGCGGCCUACGAGGUGCUGGGUGCCGGCGGGCGGCGGCGGCGGGCGGGCGUGGACGGGCGGCUGUACAGCGAACUGCUGCGGCGCAUCUGCCAGCACGGGGCGGCGCCGGCGGAGGCGGCGGCCGCGCUGCUAGGCCGCGUCCGCUGCCGCGAUCACGAGGCAGUGCCCUUCGACGUCUUCCGUUACGGCGUCCUGACCUGCUUCGUGCUGCUGGAGUUCGCGGCCAAGGCGGAUGCGCUCUUCGGCGUCCUGGAUGGCGGCUCCGGUGCCGCUGACAGCAGGGUGUGCCAGGCCGUGCUGCGGGCGCUGGAGGAUGCCCUGGGCGUCGGCCACUUCUCCGUCCCCAGCCGCUACCUGGAAGCAGGCUCCAAGCUGGGGCCAGACGGCCUGGCCCUGGCCAUGGACCAGGCGCUGCAGGAGAGGAAGAUUGGUCCCUCCAUGAGCAGAGAGGAGUUCCUGAGCAAAGCCACUGCCUUGUUCGUGGCGAAAGUGAAGCCUGUCGAGUAAUGGCUGGGGUGGGAGCAACGCUGGCCGUGUCUGCACCAACCUCUUUGUGGGGCUGUACGAGCCAAGGAGGCUCCAGACCCUGGUGCCAAGCUGGACAGUGGGCACAGGGGCUGCUCAUGCCUGCCUGAGAGCCCAGCUCUGCCUGCUGAAAGACCCCUGAUUUCCACCCUUUUUUCCUUCUUCAAUCAUGACAGGUGCUGGAUGUGUCCCUGUCCUCUGUGCCUGUCCCAGCUGUGGCUCCUCUGAUCCAGCUGGCACUAGUAACUCCUUUUCAGGUGUUACCUGGGGAUUUGGAAGGAGGCCUGGGAGCUGUAGGGCAGUGUUAAUCAUUAAAAAUGAGCUAGAAUGAAGUAAAUGUAGGGCUGGACCUC
This is a messenger RNA of Dryobates pubescens (Downy woodpecker), 1235 nucleotides long. It is a transcript of the gene TPGS1, whose product is annotated as tubulin polyglutamylase complex subunit 1. The record is from RefSeq and is a predicted model, not a curated record. Bases 1 to 864 code for a protein of 287 amino acids. The transcript is spliced from 2 exons. Gene Ontology annotation, molecular function: microtubule binding. Gene Ontology annotation, biological process: protein polyglutamylation. Lineage: Eukaryota; Metazoa; Chordata; Aves; Piciformes; Picidae.